GUUGGAUCGCCGCGGCUCGUUUGGAAGAGGUGGCCGGUAAGGUGCAAUCUGCUCGACAGCUCAUUGCUCAGGGGUGCAAGCAUUGCCCCAACAAUGAGGACGUGUGGCUUGAGGCCGCCCGCUUGGAGAAGCCAGCCAACGCCAAGGCGGUGCUCGCCAAGGCGGUGAAGUCCCUGCCCCACAGCGUGCGUUUGUGGAUCGACGCCGCCAACCGUGAGACGGACCUUCAAGCCAAAGGCCGUGUGCUUCGCAAGGCCUUGGAGUUCAUCCCCAACUCCGUGCGUCUUUGGAAGGAGGCAGUGAGUUUGGAGGACGAGACCGAAGCACGCGUGAUGUUGAGCCGCGCCGUGGAAUGUGUGCCGCACUCGGUGGAAAUGUGGCUGGCGCUGGCGAAGCUGUCAGCCUACAAGGACGCCCAGAAGGUCCUCAACGAAGCGCGCAAGCACAUCCCGACCAGCCCUGUGAUUUGGGUGACCGCUGCCAAGCUGGAAGAGACUCAGGGCAACGAGAAGAUGGUGGAGCUGAUUUUGACCCGCGCGAUCGACUCGUUGGCAGCGAAUGGCGUGACUCCCGACCGUGACAUGUGGCUGAAACAGGCUGAAGAGGCAGAGAAGACUGGCUUCAUUAAGACGUGCCAAGCCAUCAUCAAGGUCACCAUCAAGGUGGGUGUGGACGAGGAUGUGAAAGGCAUGAAGCAGAACUGGAUCCAGGAUGCAGACGCUGCCAUCAACAGAAACUCCAUCGAGGUGGCCCGAGCGAUCUACAACAAUGCGGUGAUGCACUUGAAGGGCAAGAAGGGCCUUUGGCUGCGCCUGGCGGAGCUGGAGACGAAGUAUGGCAACGCGGAAUCCUUGGACAACGUGCUGCAGCGUGCAGUGACCUACUGUCCCCAUGCUGAGAUCUUGUGGCUCAUGGCGGCCAAGCAGAAGUGGCUCCGUGGAGAUGUGGCUUCGGCGCGAAGGAUCCUGGCCGAAGCCUUCAGUCACUCCAAAGAGUCAGAAGCGAUUCACUUGGCCGCCGUGAAGCUGGAGAGUGAAAACAACGAGAUUCAGCGAAGCCGUCUGCUGCUGGCUCGAGCCCGUCAGCAGUGUAACACGCCCAAGGUCUGGAUGCAGUCAGUUCAGCUGGAGAGGGAGCAAGGUUUGUACCAGCAAGCCUUGCACUUGUCAGAGGAGGGUCUCAAGGAGCACCCUUCCUUCGCAAAGAUGUGGAUGAUUGGUGGGCAGAUCCACAUGGAAAAGCCUGGAGUCCAGGAGUUGGCAGGCUACGAAGUUCUUCGAGCGCGGUCUUCAGAAGUGCCCCAGGAGCGUGCCUCUGUGGCUGUGCGCCGUGGAAUGUGA
Molecule: messenger RNA, 1340 nt
Organism: Durusdinium trenchii
Lineage: Eukaryota; Dinophyceae; Suessiales; Symbiodiniaceae
Source: the annotation of a GenBank genome assembly